AAGGUAAAUCUAAUAUUAAAUAGGCUUACACCUCGGUCAGGUAGGGCUUAAUGCUGUGUUCCUCGCAUGACUGACAAGGUGGCCUCUGAAGCUUUAUUAUAACUGAAGUGCUGAACAGGUCCGGUCUAAUGGUCUAUCUAUAGAUCUUACAUUUUGUCACCAGGAUAUUUUAAAAAUGGUCAAGAAAGUGUUAAUCAUUUUAACAAGCGCCGACAAGAUUCCCGCCACUGGGAAACCCACAGGCUGGUACCUUCCAGAAUUGGCUCACCCUUACAAAGUGUUGGUAGAUGCAGGCUUCACAGACAUCGACGCCAUUAGCCCUAAAGGUGGAAAGGCGCCUCUUGACCAGUCCAGCAUUGACGCAUUUAAGGAUGAUAGUGCUUGUCAAUGGUUUCUGAAAGACCCCAAAGCACAGUCUCUGGUGAAUAAUACGAAAACCCCAUCGCAGGUCAAGGCCAGUGACUAUGCAGCUGUGCUCUACCCUGGUGGUCAUGGGCCCAUGUUUGAUCUGGCAACUGAUCAAGCUAUUGGCAAAAUCAGUGCACAAAUUUAUGACAAUGGAGGAAUUGUUGCUGCUGUAUGUCAUGGCCCAGCAGGACUAGUUCCUGUUACCCUGGCAAAUGGCACAUCCAUCGUCAAAGGGAAAAAGGUUACUUGCUUUACAAACAGUGAAGAGGAUGCUGUGGACCUGUCUAAGUACAUGCCUUUUAUGCUGGAAACUAGAUUGGUCGAAUUGGGAGCAACUUUCAGUAAGGCAGACAACUGGAAGGAGAAUGUUGUGGUGGAUGGAAAACUUAUAACUGGACAGAAUCCUGCAUCUUCAGCAUCUCUUGGUAAAGCCCUAGUCUCACUGCUUCAGUAACUUGCUGGUACUAUAUAUUAUUUGUUUCACUCUUUUCUAUAUGUGUUUUAAUAUUUGAAUGGCUUCUAUAUUUUUUUUUUUACAUUUUGAAUAAAUGUGUUUAUACAUCAAAAUUGUGAAAUAAUGCUGAUGUAUUUUAAUUUUUAUACAUCAAAAUUGUGAAAUAAUACUGAUGUAUUUUAAUUUAGUGACAUAUACAUGCCUAUUGAUAAUUAAAGUUAUUUAGAUACAA
Molecule: messenger RNA, 1094 nt
Organism: Biomphalaria glabrata
Lineage: Eukaryota; Metazoa; Mollusca; Gastropoda; Planorbidae
Exons: 6
Coding region: 176-862 (228 amino acids)
Source: RefSeq, a predicted model, not a curated record